UCGUGCACGUCCGCCUCUUUUGCUUCCGGCUGGGCUACCCACGCGCGCCAACGACACUAGCAACAACAGCGACGUAGCUCGGUCAAUUGUUCCGACGACGGCGACGACCAUACGAUCAUCAUAUCGAGAUACAUUCAUAAAGUGAUCGGUCUUUGGAGCGAGCCUCAGGUAGUGUAUCUUGUCGCUAACCUAAUCAGCCAUUUUAUUUCUGCAACCUCUGUGCUAUCGCACAGCGCGCAUCCGGAGAUUCUAUUAUAAUCGCGUUCUAGGAUCAAACGAAAUCAUCCCUCAUCAGCCUUCUUCUCUCUAUACUCUACUCAUUUCAACGCGAUCUACAUCUAUAUGUCUCUAAUCAUCUCCAACUUCGAAUUACGCCUCCAGUCUGACCUUAAAACCGCGACGACGACACUAAAAAACUAGUAUACACGUUUCAUGAUCGGCGAUCGCAUUGCGUCAAGUCGCAUCCACCCAUAGCAUAACCAGUAGAAAGAGGGGGGAGCCUGUAGGCGUUUGCCCGUGGAGGGACGAGAAAAGGAAAUUAAAAAAUCCAAGGAACUGCUGCACGCAAAGCUCUCACCAAAGCCGAUCGAUCAAUCACAUCGGGACCGCGACGACGGAUAAAAGCAACUAAAGCGUAUGAAACAACGGUUACGGUUGGGCGUCGAUAUCCACGUCGUGGAUAGUCGACACUAUUAGAAAUGAUGGCAAGCAUGGGACCCGGUGGCUUUCAUCCAGGCAUGCAGCAGCAUCCCGGCGCUCAUCCAGGACAUCCUAUGGGCGCUCCAGGUAUGGCUCACAACCCAAGCCAACCGGGAGCUCAGCCGGGUAUGCCUCCUCAGAUGGCUGCUCACAUGGCCGUAUCCGGACCUGGUGGACAGGUCAAUCCCGCGGCCAUGAUGGGAGCCAUGCCUCCCGGUGCUGGUGGCCCCAAUGCCCAUGCUCUACAGCACCUGAACCCUCAGCAGCAGCAGCAGAUAUUCCAACAGCAACAAUUCGCAUCAACCCAGAAUCCCCAAAUGAUUGCCCAAAUACAGCAGCAAAGAAUGUUGCAGCAGAGGCAGGCGAUGAUGCAACAGCAGAUGUAUGGGGGCAUUCCUGUGAAUAUGCAGGGGAUGAACAUGGGUAACAUGACGGCUGCCCAUUUCUCAGCUUUGAGAAACAACGCAAAUAUGCGAGUCGGCGGCAAUAUGGCCCAUAUGCAGCAACAGCAGCAACAGCAGCAACAACAGCAACAACAGCAACAACAGCAACAACAACAACAGCAGCAGCAGCAGCAGCAGCAGCAGCAGCAACCGGGUCAACAGCAACAAGGCCCACAGCCAGGUCAGCAACCGCAACAGAAUUCGCAAGGUCCCCAGAGAGCCCCGACGCCGGCAGUUGCACAACCGAACCAACCUCAGAACCAAGGUCCCAAUCCCGCACAAGGUAAUCAACCGCAGCAACCGCAAGGCCAAGGACAACCACCGAACGGCCAACAAAGCCAACCUCAGCAACCCACCCCGCAGGCGUUACAGGCAGCCCAUAUGCAACUGCCAAAUAGCAUCCAGCAGCAGUUACUACAUCAUCAACAACAACAGCAAAAGAACGAUGGCAUGAAGGGCCAGUGCCUCUUAAAGCUGCUUCAGUUCGGCGAGCACCUUAGUGCCUAUCCUGGCCCUCGGACAAAGGAUGACCUUGCGUACUGGAAUAGCUUUGUAGCGCAAUUCUUCUCGAUGAGAGGCGUUUUUAGAAUCUCUCUAUUUUAUAUUGGUAGUGACACAGGUAAUGAAGAGCACGCGGAUAAGCAGUACGAUAUAACACAACCUGCGCUAGCACGCUACUUUCAUACACAUUACGAGAGCGGCAUCCGAAGGAUCAAUUUGACGUUCGAGAGAGGCAUUUCUGACAGACCAUUGCCGAACGGUUGCCAUUUCAUCGAGAGCCAAAGAGCGCACUUGACCUACUGGUUCGACAAUUCUCAUCUCGUCGCGACAGGAAUACUCCGAGCUCAGUUUGACAGCGAGCAAAAACUAGAUCUAUUAGAAUUCGUCACGCAAAGCCACGAGGAGUAUCACUCGAGGAAGAUGGUUACCGAGGCGGCGAGACCGGCGCACAACUGGGUCAAAGAAUGGCUCAAGGUUAAUAACCAGGACUCGCGAUUGUCGCCGGAGAUGAGCAAGAAGGGAAAGGCGAAGACAUUGAAGUCGCCACCAAAUCCACCCCCGGAUAUUGACCUACCUCCGUCAGCCGUCAAACAAAACAUAGGUCUCACAGAAGGCGUGUUCCAAUUCCUCGAGAUCAUAGAAGUCGUUGGACAGAUGAAUCCAUUGUUCAACUUUUACCAUUCGCAUCCAGGCCUCUCUCCUUACGCUGCACUUGAGCAGUACGUCAACCAGAAUAUUACCAACGCCCCGCAGCAACCGUUAGUGAAUGGCCAACCUCAAGGCACUGGCCCACCCAACCCGCGGACUCCCAGUUUUGGCCAAUUCCCCAUGGGCACUUCACCAGCUACCGCGCAUCUGCAGCUUCCCAAUUCGCCUCACAUGGGCAGCCCCGCUCAGGGACACAUGCAAGCACCUGGCAUGCAACUACAACAGAGUCAGCAAGGAACAAGCUCUAGCGGGCCCAGCGCUAAUACAAGUCCAGCAAGCAAUAAGCGAAGAAGGCCUUCAACGGUAAAGGCCGAGGAAGAAAACGGCGCCCCAACACCCGCGAGUAUCGGAGUCCCUCAGGUAAACGGCGUUGCAAUGGCCAACAAGAAGCCACCCGGAACACCUCGACUACAAAAGCGUGCGAAGGGUAACUCUUCAUGAUAUCUCGCGCCCUCCGGAGUAGGCACGUUUGAGGAAAGAAAAAAAAAUAUAAUAAAGCUGGCAUAGCGACGUCGCAUCUGAUUACGGAAUUCCGUACUGUUGUUCGGUCUCGGCUCGGUUGCUUUAUACGCACUACUACAUCGGCUGGACGUUCAGGAUUUUGCAUUGUUUUGGGGAUUAG
Molecule: messenger RNA, 2973 nt
Organism: Daldinia decipiens
Lineage: Eukaryota; Fungi; Ascomycota; Sordariomycetes; Xylariales; Hypoxylaceae
Product: LIM-domain binding protein-domain-containing protein
Exons: 7
Coding region: 699-2792 (697 amino acids)
Biological process (GO): positive regulation of transcription by RNA polymerase II; negative regulation of transcription by RNA polymerase II
Cellular component (GO): nucleus; transcription regulator complex
Source: RefSeq, a predicted model, not a curated record